Molecule: messenger RNA, 1146 nt
Organism: Protopterus annectens (West African lungfish)
Lineage: Eukaryota; Metazoa; Chordata; Ceratodontiformes; Protopteridae
Product: signal-regulatory protein beta-2-like
Exons: 3
Coding region: 1-1146 (381 amino acids)
Cellular component (GO): plasma membrane
Source: RefSeq, a predicted model, not a curated record
AUGGAUAGUAUACAGUACGAAAGGAAAAUGAUGGAUAUUCUCAAUGAUUCAAACAAAUAUUCAAGAGUGUCCAUCAAUGAAAUCAACAUCGCAUAUAGAAAAAUACAAGUUACACUAAAUGACUUACUGUUAGAAGGUUCAAUUGAUGUGGAAACAUAUAAAUUUCUGCAUGUGGAGAAGCCUAAAGUACCUUGCAUCUUUGGAAUGCCGAAGGUGCACAAAAACUCUCAGGACCCACCACUGAGACCUAUUGUCUCUGCGGAGGGUUCUGUGACAGCACCACUAGCAAAAUAUGUGGAUUCAAAGGUAAAAUGUGUUUUGGAAGGAAACAAAAAUGUACUGGUUGAUUCUUGGGAUUUUUUGAGGAAACUGGAACCUUCUUUGUUUAGUGACAGUAUAGCAUUUGGUACACUAGAUGUCGUGGACUUGUUCACAUGUAUACUACACAAUCUUGGUACUUCUGGACUGACAAUAUACCAGACCCCAUCUGUUACUGUCACAGAGGGGAACAAUACUAUAAUGAACUGCACUUUGUCAGAAGAAUCUCUGGGCCCUGUCCGAUGGUACAAAGGAGGCAAUCAGCAGCAGCAGCUCCUGUACUCACAGUCUGAAAGUGAGAAACCAGACCCACGAGUGAGUAGGACUGUAAAGGAAGGCCCUACAAGAAAUACUGAUCAGUCAAUCACAUUUAUACUUAUUCGCUUGGAUGAUGCCGGGAUGUAUUAUUGUGUGAAGUUCAAUUCUGACAAGGUAACUGUGGCUACAAAUGGAUCAGGAACACACCUUUAUGUGAACAGUACUUCUGGACUGACAAUAUACCAGACCCCAUUUGUUACUGUCAAAGAAGGGAAUACUGCAAUAAUGAACUGCACUUUGUCAGAAGAAUCUCUCGGACCUGUCCGAUGGUACAAGGGGGGCAAUCAGCAGCAGCAGCUCCUGUACUCACAGUCUGAAAGUGAGAAACCAGACCCACGAGUGAGUAAGACUGUAAUGGAAGGCCCUACAUACAUAACUGAUCAGUCCAUCGCAUUUACAUUUAUUCGCUUAGAAGAUGCUGGGGUGUAUUACUGUGUGAAGUUCAAAUCUGACAAGGUAACUGUGGCUGCAAAUGGAUCAGGAACACACCUUUAUGUAAACAGUAAGUAA